CUACUAUAAAACAACCAAAUAAUUCAAUAGAAUUGCAUGGUUAUGGAGAAGAAAUAAUGGAGAAAGAAAUAGCAAUCAUAGGAGGAGGUAUUAGUGGACUCAUUGCAUGCAAAUACUCACUCUCAAAGGGUUUCAAACCAAUUGUUUUUGAAUCAAAAAGUGGUAUUGGAGGAGUUUGGGCCAAGACUAUCAAAACUUGUUGUCUUCAAUCUUCAAAACAAGAUUAUCAAUUCUCUGAUUUUCCAUGGCCACAUUCUGUUCAAGAUUUUCCUACCCAACAACAAGUUAUGGAUUAUCUUAAUUCAUAUGCCAAGCAUUUUGAUUUGGUUAAGCAUAUAAGGUUUAAUCAUAAGGUGAUUAGCAUUGACUAUGAAGGCCCAUCAGAAGAAGAAAUGAAAUCAUGGAGUUUUUGGGGUGGCAAUGGUGAGGCCUUUAGCUCCAAAGGGAAAUGGAAUGUUGAAUUUCAACAUACCCAUACACUUUUCACCCAGGUAUGGCAGGUGGAUUUUGUGAUGGUUUGCACAGGAUGGGCAAGUGAUGUUCCAAAUUUUCCAGAAUUUCCCGUCGGAAAGGGGCCUGAAGUAUUUCACGGCGAGGUGAUACACUCCAUGGACUACUAUGCCAUGGAUCAUCAAUAUGCUUCUCACUUCAUCAAAGAUAAGCGAGUAACUGUCAUCGGCUUUCAAAAAUCUGCAUUGGACAUUGUAAUGGAGUGUGCUACACAAAAUGGAAUUGAAAAUCCAAGUAGAAUUUUAUAUAGAACUGCACAAUGGCACGUUUCUGAUGAUUUUCCGUGGGGAGUGCCGAUAUCAUAUCUAUACUUUAACCGUUUUGCAGAGCUCAUGGUUCAUAAGCCUGGUGAAAGUUUUCUUCUCAGUCUCCUUGCAACAAUUCUUUCUCCUUUGAAAUGGGCAACUGCUAAAUUUGUUGAAAGCCACAUCAAACACAAGCAUGGUUUGGCAAAAUACGGAAUGGUACCCAAGCAUGGUUUUUAUGAACAAAUCAGUUCAUGUUUGCUCACUGUUUUACCUCACAAUUUUUAUGAUAAAGUUGAAGAAGGAAGCAUCAUACUCACAAAAGCUCCUAAAUUUAGCUUCUGCAAACAAGGUAUAAUUAUUGAUGGUCAGGAUCAACCUUUAGAAACUGAUUUAGUCAUAUUAGCUACAGGAUUUAAAGGUGAUCAAAAGCUGAGAGACAUUUUCAAAUCCAAAUCCUUUCAACAAUGCAUAACUACGUCCCUCUACAGGGAAUGUAUUAACCCUAAAAUUCCGCAACUAGCAGUAAUUGGAUAUUCAGAAAGCCUUUCAGACUUGUUUACUUCAGAAAUACGAUGCAGAUGGGUAACAGAGCUUCUUGAUGGAAAGUUCAAGAUACCUUGCAUAAAAGAUGUGGAAAAAGAUGUGAAAAAUUGGGAUAAAUUCAAGAAGAAAUAUGCAGGAGCAGUGUAUAACAAAUCUUGCAUUGCAGGCGUUCAUAUAUGGUAUAAUGAUCAACUUUGUAAAGAUAUGGGAUGGAAUCCAAAAAGAAAAAAAAAUAUUUUAGCUGAACUAUUUGAACCUUAUGGACCUCAGGAUUAUGUUUCACCUUGAAAUUAAUAUAUAGCCUAUGAUAGAGGGUUAUAAUUCAACUAUAUAUUCUCAUGUUCCACUUCACUUUUUAUUGUAAUUUAAACAAAAAAUGGAUUUUCAAAUAAAAAAAUUUACAUGCUUUUUGUUUGUGUC
Molecule: messenger RNA, 1721 nt
Organism: Mercurialis annua (annual mercury)
Lineage: Eukaryota; Viridiplantae; Streptophyta; Magnoliopsida; Malpighiales; Euphorbiaceae
Product: probable flavin-containing monooxygenase 1
Exons: 5
Coding region: 57-1589 (510 amino acids)
Molecular function (GO): N,N-dimethylaniline monooxygenase activity; NADP binding; flavin adenine dinucleotide binding
Source: RefSeq, a predicted model, not a curated record